AUGAUGGGCAGGGGUCGACUAGCUGCUUCGCCUUGUUAUCUCCUUUUCCUAUGGGCUCUUCUCACCGCAUUUUGCGGAGCUUCCGCGGUUCGGUUCACGCUAGACCAAUUCGAGUGCCUGACCUAUUACGUGCAUUACGUCGGCGACGAAGUGCAUGGUAACUUCGUCGUCGUCAGUUCGCAAACGUGGGGCGAAUGGGAGUCCCUGGGCGUCGACAUUGUUGUGGAGGACCCCGACGGGUACCACGUGCACUCGUCACAGGGGCAGACGGAUGGCGUGUUUUCAUUUGAGUCGAUGCGGGAGGGCGACUACAAGGUGUGCUUCACCAACAAGUCGCCCAUCAAUGAGGAGAUUGUGUUUGAGCUGCACGUGGGCCACCACUUCAGCGAAAAGGAACUUGCCAAGGAAGGGGGCGACUACAAGGGCGACUACAAGGUGUGCUUCACCAACAAGUCGCCCAUCAACGAGGAGAUUGUGUUUGAGCUGCACAUGGGCCACCACUUCAGCGAAAAGGAACUCGCCAAGGAAGAGCACGUGGAGCAGACGAGGGACAAGGCGAAGAACCUGUACGAGCGGGUGAUGGUGCUGUCCAUGCAAGCCAAGUUCCGCCACUCGCAGGCUCAGAGGCUCAACGAGUAUCUCCCCAUUCGUUCCAACAUCCCCCCCCCGUCACUCCCUCCCACACCUCCCCUUGCACCCGCCCUCCUUUUCCCCACCUCCUCCCCCUCGCGCCCUGCCCCUUCCCCCGUCUCCCAAUUGUCGCGCCCUGCCCCUUCCCCCAUCUCCCAAUUGUCGCGCCCUGCCCUUCCCCCGUCUCCCCCUCCCUGCACCCUGCCCUUUACCCCACCUCCCUGCCUCUGCGCUCCUGGCCCUUCACCCAACUGCAGUGGCCAAGUCCACACCACAACAGGGACGCUUAUCCUCAAGACUCCCCGCUUCCUCAUGCACCCACUCAACCUUUCCUCCACCUCCCCCCCUCCUCUCUCCCUCCUCUCCACCUCAUUCCCCCAUUCCCAGUGGCCACCACAGGAAGGCUGGCCAACAAGACCACCACAGCAAGCAAGGCUCAUCUUCAAGACGCCCUCCCUCCUCAUGUGCCCCACCUUUCCCCCACCUCCCCCUGUACCUCUCGCCUUCCCCUCCACCCCGUUCCACCCGCCCUGUUUCCAUGCCCAGUGGCCAAGACCACCACAGCACGGCUCAUCGUCCCACACCACUGCUCCCCCUUCAUCUCCCCCUCCCUACCCUCUGGCCAAGACCACCACAGCGAGGCUAAUCUUUAAGACGGCCAUCCAAUCAGGCGCGCUCAUUCUUUGCAGCUCAAUCCAGGUGUAUCUGCUGCACCGCCUCUUCGAACGCAAGCUGGGAAGGUCAUUCGUCUGA
Messenger RNA from Closterium sp. Naga37s-1, 1383 nucleotides. Lineage: Eukaryota; Viridiplantae; Streptophyta; Zygnematophyceae; Desmidiales; Closteriaceae. The record is from the annotation of a GenBank genome assembly.